Caenorhabditis elegans is the source of this 4752-nucleotide messenger RNA. RefSeq names its product NPC intracellular cholesterol transporter 1 homolog 1 (gene ncr-1). The coding region runs from base 113 to 4264 and encodes 1383 amino acids. The transcript has 18 exons. NCBI's taxonomy places the organism in Eukaryota, Metazoa, Nematoda, Chromadorea, Rhabditida, Rhabditidae. The record is from RefSeq and is marked reviewed. Gene Ontology annotation, cellular component: membrane.
AGACAUCAUAAUUGCUAUGAACGGAGCUGCGUGGUCAUUAGAGCUACUGAAAGGAUGGAUGCUCUCUUAAAAACAAAAAGGACUGCACUUAUGGACAGUCGAUGCACAAGAAAUGAAACAACUACUCAUUUUUUGCUUGCUAUUUGGGUCUAUAUUCCAUCAUGGCGACGCGGGAUGUAUCAUGCGAGGAUUGUGCCAGAAGCAUACUGAAAAUGCAUAUGGACCAUGUGUUACCAACGAUACUAAUGUGGAGCCCACAGCUUUUGACAAAACUCAUCCGGCAUAUGAGAAAAUGGUCGAGUUUUGCCCCCAUUUGCUAACUGGUGACAACAAACUCUGCUGUACGCCAUCGCAAGCGGAAGGACUGACUAAGCAAAUUGCACAAGCCCGACAUAUUCUGGGACGAUGUCCGUCGUGCUUCGACAACUUUGCCAAAUUGUGGUGCGAAUUUACGUGCAGCCCGAAUCAACAGGAUUUUGUAUCGAUCUCCGAAAUGAAACCAAUCGAGAAGAAAGAGGGAUUCACCCCAGAGUACCAACCAGCUGAGGCAUACGUGAAUACAGUCGAGUACAGAUUGUCUACUGAUUUUGCUGAGGGAAUGUUCUCGUCUUGUAAAGAUGUAACUUUUGGAGGGCAGCCUGCAUUACGAGUCAUGUGUACUUCUACUCCGUGUACUUUGACAAAUUGGUUGGAAUUUAUUGGAACUCAAAAUCUAGAUCUCAAUAUUCCAAUCCACACAAAGUUCCUUCUCUAUGACCCUAUCAAGACACCUCCAUCGGAUCGUUCAACGUACAUGAAUGUCAACUUUACUGGGUGCGACAAAUCAGCUCGAGUCGGCUGGCCGGCUUGUUCAACGUCAGAGUGCAACAAGGAAGAGUACGCAAACUUGAUCGACCUGGACGAUGGAAAAACUUCUGGGCAAACUUGCAAUGUUCAUGGCAUCGCCUGCCUGAACAUUUUUGUCAUGCUCGCCUUCAUCGGCUCACUUGCCGUGCUUCUUUGUGUUGGAUUUGUAUUCACAUCAUAUGACGAAGACUACACGAACUUGAGGCAAACACAAUCUGGAGAAGAAUCCCCGAAACGGAACAGAAUCAAACGGACCGGUGCCUGGAUUCACAACUUCAUGGAGAACAAUGCUCGAGAUAUUGGAAUGAUGGCGGGACGCAAUCCAAAGUCUCACUUUUUCAUAGGAUGUGCCGUUCUGAUUUUCUGCUUGCCAGGAAUGAUUUAUCACAAAGAGUCGACAAAUGUUGUUGAUAUGUGGUCUUCUCCGAGAUCCAGGGCUCGACAAGAAGAGAUGGUUUUCAAUGCCAACUUUGGACGCCCACAGAGAUAUCAGCAAAUUAUGUUGCUAAGUCACCGCGAUUUCCAAUCGAGCGGGAAGCUUUAUGGACCAGUAUUCCACAAGGACAUUUUUGAGGAGCUUUUCGAUAUUUUAAAUGCCAUCAAAAAUAUAUCAACGCAAGACUCUGAUGGUCGGACAAUCACACUUGAUGAUGUAUGUUAUCGACCUAUGGGACCAGGAUAUGAUUGUUUGAUUAUGUCUCCAACGAACUAUUUUCAAGGGAACAAAGAGCAUCUGGAUAUGAAAUCGAACAAAGAAGAAACGGUUUCCGAAGAUGAUGACGCGUUUGAUUAUUUCUCAUCGGAAGCAACAACAGAUGAAUGGAUGAAUCACAUGGCAGCAUGUAUAGAUCAACCAAUGUCCCAAAAAACAAAGUCCGGCCUGAGCUGCAUGGGAACAUACGGUGGACCAUCUGCUCCUAACAUGGUCUUCGGCAAAAAUAGUACGAAUCAUCAAGCUGCCAACUCGAUCAUGAUGACUAUCCUGGUCACACAGAGAACUGAGCCGGAGAUUCAAAAAGCAGAACUUUGGGAGAAGGAGUUUUUGAAGUUCUGCAAAGAGUACAGAGAAAAGUCUCCGAAAGUGAUUUUCUCGUUUAUGGCAGAAAGGUCGAUCACUGAUGAGAUUGAAAACGACGCAAAGGAUGAAAUUGUGACUGUUGUGAUUGCUCUGGCUUUUCUCAUCGGUUAUGUUACAUUCUCUCUCGGGCGUUACUUUGUGUGUGAGAAUCAGCUUUGGUCAAUUCUGGUACAUUCUCGAAUCUGUCUUGGAAUGCUGAGCGUCAUCAUAAACUUGCUCAGUUCGUUCUGCUCGUGGGGAAUUUUCUCCAUGUUUGGAAUCCAUCCGGUCAAAAAUGCGUUGGUCGUACAAUUCUUCGUUGUGACGUUGCUAGGCGUCUGUCGUACAUUCAUGGUUGUUAAGUACUACGCUCAACAAAGAGUCUCCAUGCCUUACAUGUCCCCCGACCAAUGUCCAGAGAUCGUGGGAAUGGUCAUGGCUGGAACUAUGCCAGCUAUGUUCAGUAGCUCGUUGGGAUGUGCUUUCAGCUUUUUCAUUGGUGGAUUCACAGAUUUGCCUGCAAUCCGAACAUUUUGUCUCUACGCCGGUCUUGCUGUUCUUAUUGAUGUGGUCUUACAUUGCACAAUUUUCCUUGCACUUUUCGUAUGGGACACUCAAAGGGAGCUCAAUGGAAAACCAGAGUUCUUUUUCCCAUAUCAAAUCAAGGAUCUUUUGGGUGCUUACCUUAUUGGUCGUCAGAGGGCGACAGACACUUUUAUGACACAAUUCUUCCACUUUCAAGUAGCUCCGUUCCUGAUGCACAGAAUGACUCGUAUUAUCACAGGAAUAAUCUUCAUUGCUUCUUUCAUUACAACAGUGAUCCUCUCAAGUAAGAUCAGCGUUGGAUUCGACCAGAGUAUGGCUUUCACAGAGAAAAGCUACAUCAGCACGCACUUUCGAUAUCUCGACAAAUUUUUUGACGUGGGACCGCCAGUGUUUUUCACUGUUGACGGAGAACUUGAUUGGCACAGACCAGAUGUUCAGAACAAGUUUUGUACAUUUCCUGGGUGUAGCGACACUUCGUUUGGAAACAUUAUGAAUUACGCAGUUGGACACACGGAGCAGACGUACUUGUCCGGUGAAAUGUAUAACUGGAUUGACAACUAUCUGGAAUGGAUUUCAAGAAAAAGCCCAUGUUGUAAAGUUUAUGUGCACGACCCCAACACAUUCUGCUCGACAAACCGGAACAAGAGUGCGUUAGACGAUAAGGCAUGUAGAACUUGCAUGGACUUUGAUUACGUGGCCAACUCGUACCCGAAAAGCUCAAUCAUGUACCAUCGUCCGUCAAUCGAAGUUUUCUACCGUCAUCUGAGACACUUUUUAGAAGACACUCCAAAUUCUGAAUGCGUUUUCGGUGGCCGUGCUUCAUUCAAAGAUGCAAUCAGCUUCACAUCUAGAGGACGUAUUCAAGCAUCUCAAUUCAUGACUUUCCACAAAAAGCUGUCAAUUAGCAACUCCAGUGAUUUCAUCAAGGCAAUGGACACUGCUCGAAUGGUAUCCCGUCGCCUUGAAAGAUCAAUUGACGAUACAGCUCACGUCUUCGCAUACAGCAAAAUUUUCCCAUUCUACGAACAGUACUCUACUAUCAUGCCAAUUCUCACUACCCAACUUUUUAUCACUGUUGUUGGCGUCUUCGGCAUCAUUUGUGUUACUCUUGGGAUUGAUGUGAAAGGAGCGGCUUGCGCUGUAAUUUGUCAAGUGUCCAACUACUUCCAUAUUGUGGCAUUUAUGUAUAUCUUUAAUAUCCCCGUCAAUGCCUUGUCUGCAACAAAUCUUGUAAUGUCGUCUGGAAUUCUAAUCGAGUUUUCUGUAAAUGUUCUCAAAGGAUACGCCUGCUCACUUCGCCAGCGAGCAAAAGAUCGCGCAGAGUCUACGGUUGGAAGUAUUGGACCAAUCAUUCUCUCCGGCCCAGUUGUCACUAUGGCUGGAUCUACAAUGUUUCUCUCGGGGGCUCAUCUUCAGAUUAUAACGGUCUACUUUUUCAAAUUGUUCCUCAUCACUAUUGUCAGCAGUGCUGUCCAUGCUCUCAUCAUAUUGCCUAUUUUGCUUGCCUUCGGAGGAUCGAGAGGCCAUGGAAGUUCAGAGACUAGCACGAAUGACAAUGACGAGCAACAUGACGCGUGCGUUUUGUCGCCAACCGCGGAAAGUCAUAUUUCAAACGUGGAAGAAGGAAUCCUUAACCGUCCUUCUUUACUGGACGCCAGCCACAUUCUCGAUCCGCUUCUUAAAGCGGAAGGUGGGAUUGAUAAAGCAAUUGAUAUCAUAACAAUCGAUCGCUCUUACCCAUCUACGCCAUCUUCACUGCCAUGUACCUCCCGAAUGCCAAGAGCUCAUAUAGAACCGGAUCUCCGAUCUUUGUAGAUACCGAUUUACUCUUCACUUAUUCUAUUCCAUACAUUCACUUUGUUAUUUCCGUGUCAUUUAUCAAAUGCCAUGUAUUGUACAUUUAUGCGGCAACAAUAGGUACUCUUGUUGUUUUUUGUCACUUCUCAUACACUUCUCAUCCACUCAUUAAAACUUUAUCAUAUUUUCAUUACUCUCAACUUCCCUGUGGUAAGCUAACGUAGUGAUAACUUUCUAAAUACGGGAUUUUAAAAGCAAUUUAAUGGUAUUUUGUCAUAAGUUUUCUUUUCUCUGAAUUGGUGGUUUUGUCAAACUUCUAAAUACAAAUUUCAAACUGGUAGUGGUCCUCAAAUGUUUCUAAACGUGCUUGAAAUUGUUUUCACUUUUCACUGGUCGCUCCUUCCUUCAUAUAUGUAAUCCACAUCAUUUGUGAUAAUUGUUAACCUGGUUCUCAAUGCAUUUUACAUGAAUUGCUUACACGACAAAUAAAUAAUUGUUCUUUAAAA